UACUUUUGUGUAGAUAGAAAAUAACCAACCGUCGAUUCGGCCAUUUUUGCUCCGCAUCUGUGCUGCGUCAGUUAUCUGGUUCAGCGCUGAUCAAUUGUUAGAGGGUAAAAUUGAUUAUCUCGACCAGAAAUAGUCUAAAAGCCAUGGCAUCUGUGAAGGAAGCAAACUCCGAGAAACCCUCUCAGGAAUCCGCACCAAUCCACCACAUCCGUAUCACGCUUACAUCUCGUAACGUGAGGGCUUUGGAAAAAGUAUGCUCCGACUUGAUUGACGCCGCCAAAAAGCAAAAGCUUCGCGCCAAGGGUCCAGUACGUAUGCCAACCAAGACUUUACGUAUCACAACCCGUAAAACCCCUUGUGGUGAGGGUUCCAAGACAUGGGACAGAUUCCAGAUGAGGAUUCACAAGAGAGUCAUCGACUUACAUUCCCCAUCUGAAAUUGUCAAACAAAUCACUUCUAUCAACAUCGAACCUGGUGUAGAGGUAGAAGUGACCAUUGCAGAUGCUUAAGUAUUUUGAUACUAAAGUAAAUAAAAGUUUGUAAAAAUAACAA
This is a messenger RNA of Aethina tumida (small hive beetle), 552 nucleotides long. RefSeq names its product 40S ribosomal protein S20-like. Gene Ontology annotation, cellular component: ribosome; cytosolic small ribosomal subunit. Gene Ontology annotation, biological process: translation. The transcript has 2 exons. NCBI's taxonomy places the organism in Eukaryota, Metazoa, Arthropoda, Insecta, Coleoptera, Nitidulidae. The coding region runs from base 144 to 509 and encodes 121 amino acids. The record is from RefSeq and is a predicted model, not a curated record. Gene Ontology annotation, molecular function: structural constituent of ribosome.